AUGGCACUUGAACCAGUAGUAAUUAGUCUUCGCAGAGCAACAUCAGAUAAAUCCUGGGGAUUUGUAUUACAAGGUGGUGUUGAUCAAGGCUUGCCAGUAUUUGUCCAUAAAGUUACACGUAAUGGAAUAGCUCAUAAGUCUGGACUCGAACCUGGAGAUGUAAUAUUGAAAAUAUGCGCAACUCCGAUCACUGGGAUGAUACAUGCCCAAGUGAAAGCUGAAAUUUUAAGAGCUGGUAACGAUUUGGAUUUUAUGGUUAAAAAACGUGAUUUCAAUGUAGUUGCUUAUAAUCAAACAAUGCAACAAAUUGCUGCUUCUAAUCGACCAAUUGAUGUCGCUUCAAAUUCACCUGAACCACGUGCUGAAAUAGUUGAAGAACAUUUAUGGCGACAUGGUGGUCCAACAUUUAAAAAUGUUCAACCAAAAUCAUAUAAAAUCCUUGAACAACAAUUACCGCAAUCAAGUAUGGGAGGUCCUGCACCGGGUUCUGUAUUCGAUCGUAGUAUGGAUGAACGAUCACCAUAUUUACAAGCUACUGAGCAAACUAUUCAAAAAGCUUAUGGCGAGUCCUAA
This is a messenger RNA of Schistosoma margrebowiei, 573 nucleotides long. Lineage: Eukaryota; Metazoa; Platyhelminthes; Trematoda; Strigeidida; Schistosomatidae. The record is from the annotation of a GenBank genome assembly.